Molecule: messenger RNA, 1366 nt
Organism: Clarias gariepinus (North African catfish)
Lineage: Eukaryota; Metazoa; Chordata; Actinopteri; Siluriformes; Clariidae
Product: BOLA class I histocompatibility antigen, alpha chain BL3-7-like
Exons: 7
Coding region: 30-1100 (356 amino acids)
Biological process (GO): immune response
Cellular component (GO): external side of plasma membrane
Source: RefSeq, a predicted model, not a curated record
AAGAUUGUUCGCGAAGAUUUCGGCUGAAAAUGUUACACGGUAGCGCAGUAACGAAAGUCCUGCUUCUUCUCACGAUUUAUGUUCAUUUAUCAUCGGCAGAUGUACACACUCUGCAGUUUUUCUUCACUGAAGUCACAGAAGUAAAUUUUCCAGAAUUUAGUCUUGUCGGCCUGCUGGAUGGAGAACAGAUUGUAUACUACAACAGCAACAACAGGACAAUGAUCCCAAAGACAGAUUGGAUAAAGAAGGUCAAAUCUGAUGAUCCAGGUUUCUGGGACAGUUUGACACUGCGAGCGCAAAGUGAGCAGGAGUGGUUCAAAGACCACAUGACAACAGUAAUGCAGAGCUUUAAUCAGACUGAAGGAGUUCACACAGCGCAGUUCAUGUUCGGCUGUGAACUCGAUGAUGAUGGCAUCACUAGAGGACACAGUCAAUAUGGGUAUGACGGAGAAGAUUUCAUCAGUCUGGAUAUGAAAACUGUCACCUGGACUGCAGCCCAUGAUGGAGCUCUAACAACCAAACAUAUUUGGGAGUCUACAGGACAUGAGGCUGAAUACUGUAAGGACUACCUCAAGUUUGAGUGCAUUGAAUCACUAAAAAAGUUUCUCAUUUACGGCAACGAGACUCUGAAAAGGAAAGCUGUUCCCAUGUUGUUGGUGUUCAAGAAACGCUCUCCUUCUCCAGAGGUGGUCUGUCAUGCUACAGGUUUCUUCCCCAAAGCAGUGAUGAUCACCUGGCAGAAGGACGGAGAGGACGUGCAUGAGGACGUGGAGCUCAGAGAGACGUUACAUAACCAGGAUGGAAGUUUCCAGAAGAGGAGCAUUCUGAAAGUCCCAGCUGAGGAGCUGCAGAAACACACCUACACCUGCGUGGUUCAGCACAGCAGCUUGGAGAAGGAGUUAGUGCGAGAAGUACCAAAAGGUGGAGGAUCAGGUGGAGAACCUCUUUCUUACAUCAUUGGUAUAGUCAUGAUUGUUGCAGCACUAGUUGUCAUUGCUGCUGGAAUUGUCCUCUGGAAGAAGAAGAAGUCUGACUUUAAACCUGUUUCACAAUCCUCGGUGAUCUCCUGUGAAGAAGAUUCCUCGUCAAUCAACUCUUAAAGUGCAUACAGAGGCCAAAGGAAGGAGUGUCCAUGAACAGCAAGUCUUGCCUUAACAAAGACGUCUGACAGGGGAGCAAGUUGCUAAUUAAAUUUGUUACUUUACAACAAUACUAAACAACAAUAAUAAAAUACUGCACACAAAUGUACACUAAAAUUAUUGGCACCUAGCAAACUUUCCUUUAAACAUCCUUUAAACAUUUUAACAGAUUGACCUUUUUAAGAAUUUGAUUACAGUUGCAUUUUUUUUCCUCUAGGUGUGAACGU